Messenger RNA from Dreissena polymorpha, 1243 nucleotides. Its product is annotated as neuronal acetylcholine receptor subunit alpha-6-like. Gene Ontology annotation, cellular component: synapse; neuron projection; membrane. The transcript has a single exon. The record is from RefSeq and is a predicted model, not a curated record. NCBI's taxonomy places the organism in Eukaryota, Metazoa, Mollusca, Bivalvia, Myida, Dreissenidae. Gene Ontology annotation, biological process: monoatomic ion transmembrane transport; nervous system process; signal transduction. Gene Ontology annotation, molecular function: transmembrane signaling receptor activity; neurotransmitter receptor activity; extracellular ligand-gated monoatomic ion channel activity. The coding region runs from base 31 to 1179 and encodes 382 amino acids.
GCGGCUUCAUUGUCUGACACAGAAAAUCUUAUGUCGAAUUUAACGAAUGGAUACAAUGUCAACAUUAGGCCGGCGGUCGAACAACUCUCUCCAGUCGAUGUGUCGGUACAAUUGUACUUGAAAUCAAUCAUUGACUUUGAUGACGUUCAGGGAAUUUUAUCCUUCACUACAGGAAUCAGAAUGACAUGGAUGGACUACCGACUACAAUGGGAUCCGAACGGAUACGGAGGUUUGCAAACGUUGUCUGUUCCAUUGUCACAUAUAUGGCUCCCGCAGCUGUUUCUCUCGACACCCGCCACCGACAGAAGCUAUUUUGCUGAGAGUUGGAGUAAAGCGACGCUUUCGAACACGGGAGAUGUUGUUUAUUUAGAAAUGGCAUUGAUACAAAGCACGUGCGAUGUAAAUGUUAAGUAUUAUCCAUACGAUAUUCAGUCUUGCAACACAUCCUUCGCGUUAUUGGGUUAUACGAAAACGGAAGUGAAUCUAAUGAGGCUGGAAGAGUCAAUAGAUCUUACAUUAUAUCUUGGAAAUUCUAUGUGGGAUUUGGAAUCAACGCAUGUCAGUGUGGAAACUAUCCACGGCGGAAUUCAAGAAAUGCUCUUCACAUUUAAUCUACGCAGAAAGAAUGAGUAUGCAAUCGUUAACGUUCUUUUGCCAAUUUUAUUUCUUGGUACGCUUAACGCGUUCGUAUUUCUUUUGAUACCCGAAUCUGGAGAAAGAGUUGGCUAUAGCAUCACGACGCUACUUGCAAUUGCCGUCUACAUGACAAUCAUCAUGUCCAGUCUACCGCAGUCAUCAGACCCAAUGCCGCUUAUCUUCUACAAACUUUUGGUUGACCUCACUUACAGUGCCCUAAUAAUGGUAGUUGUAAUACUGAACAUGCGCUUGCACGGAAAAGACGACAAUGUCCCGGUGCCGAAGUCUCUUGUAUCCUUCUAUCUGGCUCUGACGUGCACAGAUUGUGGCGGAAAAGCAGUGAGUCCAGAAUCGGACGGCUUUACAACGGAUCAAAUUGCCAAAGGUUGGGUGGAAAGCAACUCGAUGAAUUCCGUGGACGCUCAAAAAGUAACAUGGAAGAAAGUCAGCUCUCUUCUUGAUACGAUAUUCUUUGUGCUGUUCGUCGUUCUAUCUAUUAUAAGUUUCGCCGUUUUUAUUGCUGUAAUGAAAGUCGGAGCGUAAGCCGUAACAUCAGCCGUAUAGGAGACAUAUCAAAAUAUGAUAUUUGCAAAUUUGCAAUAUUAUC